Messenger RNA from Staurois parvus, 268 nucleotides. NCBI's taxonomy places the organism in Eukaryota, Metazoa, Chordata, Amphibia, Anura, Ranidae. The record is from the annotation of a GenBank genome assembly.
GGCUGCUUAUGAUAGUGGUGGGUCCAAAGAAAUGAAUGGGGAGAUAGCAUGCAAAAAUCCAAAACUACCAGGAUGCAGUUUAUACUUAACCCAUCAUCAGGGACGGACUGACAACUCACGGGGCCCCCGGGCAAUAGGGAAUCAUGGGGCCCCUGUGUCCUUCCCUCACUCAAACCACACCCAAAAAAGCCUUUGAAAGGUACCAGGGGCAUUUUAUGGGGCCCCCUAUUGACCCCGGACCCUCGGGCAGUGCCCGAGUUUCCAAAUG